GGGCGGGCUUUCCGGGAGUGUGUUUCCGGCGUCGGCGGCCGCGGCCGGGGACGGUGUGAAAGCGGUAAGAUGGCGGCGGCGGCGGUGGUGGAGUUCCAGAGAGCCCAGUCUCUACUCAGCACCGACCGGGAGGCCUCCAUCGACAUUCUCCACUCCAUCGUGAAGCGUGACAUUCAAGAGAAUGAUGAGGAGGCAGUGCAGGUCAAAGAACAGAGUAUCCUGGAACUGGGGUCUCUCUUGGCAAAGACUGGACAAGCUGCCGAGCUUGGAGGACUCCUGAAGUAUGUGCGACCCUUCUUGAAUUCCAUCAGCAAGGCUAAGGCAGCUCGCCUGGUCCGAUCUCUUCUUGAUCUGUUUCUUGAUAUGGAAGCAGCUACAGGGCAGGAGGUCGAGUUGUGUUUAGAGUGCAUCGAAUGGGCCAAAUCAGAGAAACGAACUUUCUUACGCCAAGCUUUGGAGGCAAGACUGGUGUCUUUGUACUUUGAUACCAAGAGGUACCAGGAAGCAUUGCAUUUGGGUUCUCAGCUGCUGCGGGAGUUGAAAAAGAUGGAUGACAAAGCCCUUUUGGUGGAAGUACAGCUUUUAGAAAGCAAAACAUACCAUGCCCUGAGCAACCUGCCGAAAGCCCGAGCUGCCUUAACUUCUGCUCGAACUACAGCAAAUGCUAUCUACUGCCCCCCUAAAUUGCAGGCGACCUUGGAUAUGCAGUCAGGUAUUAUCCAUGCAGCAGAAGAGAAGGAUUGGAAAACUGCAUACUCCUAUUUCUAUGAGGCAUUUGAGGGUUAUGAUUCCAUCGAUAGCCCAAAGGCCAUCACAUCUCUGAAGUACAUGUUGCUGUGCAAAAUCAUGCUCAACACCCCAGAAGAUGUCCAGGCUUUGGUGAGCGGGAAGCUUGCACUUCGGUAUGCGGGGAGGCAGACAGAAGCAUUAAAAUGUGUGGCUCAGGCUAGCAAGAACAGAUCACUGGCAGAUUUUGAAAAGGCCCUGACAGAUUAUCGGGCAGAGCUCCGGGAUGACCCAAUCAUCAGUACACACUUGGCCAAGUUGUAUGAUAACUUACUGGAACAGAAUCUGAUCCGAGUCAUUGAGCCUUUUUCCCGAGUUCAGAUUGAACACAUAUCUAGCCUCAUCAAACUCUCCAAGGCCGACGUGGAAAGGAAAUUGUCACAGAUGAUUCUUGACAAGAAAUUUCAUGGGAUCUUGGACCAGGGGGAGGGUGUCUUGAUUAUUUUCGAUGAACCCCCAGUAGAUAAAACUUACGAAGCUGCUCUGGAAACAAUUCAGAACAUGAGUAAAGUAGUGGAUUCCCUCUACAACAAAGCCAAGAAGCUGACAUAGAGUUGGAUCCGUAGCGGUCCUUUGGAGAGUGUGUGUGGCGGGAGAGUGAAACCUUUGGGGGAAAAUGCUAGGAGAUUCUUUUUUCUUUUUGUUCUACUUUUCGCUCGGAAAGUUUUUAAAUCCUCAUUUGGUGCAUCUGUAUUCCAGCCAAUAGAUGUGCCAGUUUUCAUGUAAUCUUUACUGGCCCAACUUGGGAGUGGGGAAAUUGCUUAAAAAAAAAAGAAAAAGAAAAAAAAAAGGUUAUUCUAAAUAAAAGGAAAAAGGCUUACACUA
Molecule: messenger RNA, 1611 nt
Organism: Mustela lutreola (European mink)
Lineage: Eukaryota; Metazoa; Chordata; Mammalia; Carnivora; Mustelidae
Gene: PSMD11
Product: proteasome 26S subunit, non-ATPase 11
Exons: 14
Coding region: 70-1338 (422 amino acids)
Biological process (GO): ubiquitin-dependent protein catabolic process
Cellular component (GO): proteasome regulatory particle, lid subcomplex
Molecular function (GO): protein binding; structural molecule activity
Source: RefSeq, a predicted model, not a curated record